AUGGUUUUCUCACCAAUUUCGCCUGCAUGUAUACAAACACCAGUGAAUAAUAAUUCAUCAAAUGAAACCAAUUCUCAAUUUGAAUCAGAAAUAUUCGUACAUAUCGAUCACUUAUCUAUCGAUUCAGUUUUAAAAGGCAUUCAUACAAAUAUCAAUCAAUCUCGUGAAGAUUAUUCAGAUUAUUAUUUUGAUGAAAAUGAUUUUGAGCUUUUAACAGAAGAUUUAAUGGAAAUUAACUCUACUCAAUCAAUGUCUAAUUUAUUUGAUGAAUAUAUAAAUACAAAUGAUCCGACAACAACGAUGAGAAAAGACAAAUUAGUGAAAAGAAAACGAAUAAUUGAUCCAAAAAAUACUGAACGUCGGACAUUAUUUGUAUCUGGAUUAAGAAAUCAUGUAACUAAAGAUGAAUUACUAAAAUAUUUUAUUGGUUCUCUACGAAUAACAGUAAAACAGUAUCGAACAUCAUCACAUUUGAAGUAUGCUUUUAUUCUUCACCGAACAGCACAUGAAGCUGAAAUGAAUCUGCGACGACCAAUUGAUCUCCAACUUCUUGGUUCCGUAUGUCAAAUUGAAUAUGCUGGGAAAUGUAUUUCACGUGCUAAUAUCCCGGAAAGUAUUGAACAAAAGAAAGUUGUUGUUCGUCAAAUACCUGAAAAUAUAACUGAACAAAAUCUAUAUGAAUUAUUUCGUCCUUGUCAAAUUCUUAAAUAUUGCCCGGCAAUUGAUCUUUCUUCCCAAUCAACAAUGAAAACUGAUGAUCAUAUUUUACCUGGAUAUGCUGUCCUUUUAUUUAACAAUAAAGAACAAGCAACUCAUGUCAUACAAAAUACAAACAAAUACGAAAUUAAUGGAAAACAAUUAACUAUUGCUUUAUGUCGAAGCUAA
Molecule: messenger RNA, 885 nt
Organism: Adineta ricciae
Lineage: Eukaryota; Metazoa; Rotifera; Eurotatoria; Adinetida; Adinetidae
Source: the annotation of a GenBank genome assembly